Fusarium mangiferae is the source of this 1509-nucleotide messenger RNA. RefSeq lists its product as uncharacterized. Bases 1 to 1509 code for a protein of 502 amino acids. Lineage: Eukaryota; Fungi; Ascomycota; Sordariomycetes; Hypocreales; Nectriaceae. Gene Ontology annotation, molecular function: DNA binding; zinc ion binding; DNA-binding transcription factor activity, RNA polymerase II-specific. The transcript has a single exon. Gene Ontology annotation, biological process: regulation of DNA-templated transcription; DNA-templated transcription. The record is from RefSeq and is a predicted model, not a curated record.
AUGUCAAGUCCAGCGCCGACAAAACCGUCAAAAGUCAGGCAAGCAUGCGACGUCUGCCAUAAACGGAAGAUUCGCUGCGAUGGCUGUCGGCCGUGUCACAAUUGUCAAAGCCUGGAUAUAAGCUGUACUUAUUUGGCGAUACCUAAAAAGACGGGACCUAAAGGACCGCGAUAUGCACGGAGGUCCAAGCAGCGGCCGGGACCAACUACAUUUUCAUCCACCAGCCCUGAGGUUAACAUCCCCAGCAUCAAUUCAAACAACACGGCAUCUCCACCAUGUCCGAAGCAGUUCAUAGAGUCGCCUCAAAUGACUGACGCAGUUAUUCGAUGGUGUCUCGACGCGUACUUCAAGCAUAAAUACCCACUUACCCCAAUUCUGCAUCGCCCUCACCUCGAACAAACACCAGGAUCAACAGAGCAAUACGGAUUAAUCACGGCAUGUUGUGCCGUAAUCGCACUGUCGCCAGAAAUACUGCCGCCUUGCCCCGUCGAGGAAAAUUUCACGAUUCCGUCUGCCGAUUUCUUAAUAGCGGAAACUCUUCGCGCAAGGGAGUUUUGUAAUCUGAUCGAACAUCCGUCAUUAAUGCAUAUACAAACGUCUUUCUUUCUUCACGCUGCGUUCUUCUCAAUGAAUAAGGAUAAUUCGGCUUGGUAUUAUCUGCAGGAAGCUAUAACGAUACUUCAGGCGUUACGUUUGCAUGAGGAGACCACCUACACUGAUGAUGAUGCAAGCGACCCUGUCUUUGUGAAGUACGGUCAGAGGAUGUUUUGGGUCUUGUUCAUCACCGAGAGAGCAUAUGCAUUGCAAAGGAAUCGACCAAUCAGAUUGCAAGAUACAUUGAAGCUUCCAGACGUUGAUCCAAUGUCAUCCGACGCUGAGAUCCUGUGCGGGUUCCUUGAUCUUAUUUCACUUUUCCGCCCAUUUGGUCAAGACUUCAUCUCACAAUGGAACAGCCCAUCAUCAUCCAUUUCGACAGAUUUCGCAGACCUGUUCCGAUUGCAAUACCUUCUCAAGAAUUCACUUCCGAAUCUUUCAAAUCACUCUCAAGUGCAACAAGCAGACCUUCUCAUAUCGCGUCAAUGGCUCAAGAUCGUCGUCUGGAAAUUGUGCGCUUCAAAAAGAGUCCUGUCAACUGCCAACAGUGAUAAUGUCAUGUCGUUGCACUACCCAGCCAGUAUCGCACGAGACAUCGUGACGGUGUCACAAUUAGUGUCGACGCAGGCUUUUGAAGCAAAUGGGAUCGGAAUCGUUGAGAAGGUCUUCGACGUUGGCUGCUCGCUGGCAGAUUUACUAUCAUUGGUGCCGCUGGAAUACAAGGGCUCGACUAUGGAUGUCGGGGUGAUCGAUACUCUGAUGGAGACGGUGAAAAUUGUCGGGACGAGAUUUGGAGGUAGCUAUCGGCACUUGGAUAUCUUGGUUGAUAAGGCGAGUGGAUGUCUUGUUAUGAAUGUUAAUCGAAGUCUUCCUCCACCAGACCACGAUGACUCGGAUAACAUCGAGGAGAUGUGA